CCCCGCGGCCACCCCAACCCACUGUUCGCCCGCUGGCUCCGGGAGUGGCGGGACGAGGCGCAGGGGACAUGGGCGAGGGGCACCUAUGAGAGGGCCCUGCGCUCCCUGGCCCGGUUCCCCCUCCCGCUCCGUUCCGGCCGCUCCGCCGCCAUCUUGCAGCACUUUGGCCCCGCCCUCUGCGCCCGCCUCGACCAACGGCUGCGCCAGCACCGGCAGGAGCAGGGGCUCCCCCCCACGCCCCCUCCCCAUGGGCGGGGCCCAGCCUCUCCCUCAGCCCCUCCCAAGCACCGCCCUCGCCCGUCCCGGCCCCUCCCCCGCUCCGCCGGCCACGCCCUGCUGCAGGUCCUGAGCCAGCACCCGGAGCCCCUCCCAGAGGCGGAGCUGCUGCAGCAGGCCCAGCCCCUGUGUGACCACGCCCUGACCCCGGCAGCUCUGGGUCCCCUCCUGCGCCGGGGCCUUGUGCAGAGGAGUGACCGCCCCCCCCGGUGCGACCCCCAGGAGGAGUUCGAGCUCCGGCCCGGCGAGUUCGACAUCGUGCUCUGCGCUGACGUCACCGAGGCCAACGGCCCCGCCGGGGGGGUCCCGGCCCUGCUGCGCUCCCGGGGGGUCCCGGUGCUGCUGCGGCGCCUCCACGUCGGCGACUUCCUGUGGGUGGCGCGGGAGAGAAACCCGCCCCAAGGCCACGCCCCCCGGGAGCUGGCGCUGGACGUGGUGGUGGAGCGGAAAUCGGCGCCGGAUUUGGGGAACAGCCUGAGGGACGGGCGGUACCGCGAGCAGAAGUUCCGGCUGCGUCGCUCGGGGCUGCGCUGUCCCGUGUAUCUGCUGGAGGAGCCGGGGCCGGGGGAGGCGCUGCCGCUGCCCCUGCGCAGCCUGCGCCAGGCGGCCGCCAACACGCAGGUGCAGGACGGAUUCUUCGUGGUGCACACCCGGGACCCCCAGGACUCGGCCGAGUUUUUGGGGGCGCUGGGGGAGCAGCUGAGGAGGAGAUUUGGGGGCCGGGUGCUGAGGGCGUGGGGGGGGGACGUGACCGCCCGGGGCCCCCCCGAGCCCCCCGGGACCCCCCUGACCCUGCUGCCCCUCCCCCGGCUGAGAGAGGGCGGGGGCAAGAACCAGACCCAGACCGUCGGCUCCGUGUUCGCCCGGCAGCUGCUGCAGCUGGGGGGGCUCAGUGGGGGCAGGGCCGGGGCCGUCCUGAGCCUCUUCCCCACCCCCGCCAGCCUCAUGGCCGCCCUGGGACCCUCCCAGGACCCCCAGAAGUGUCGGGAGCUGCUCGGGGCCCUGCGCUGCGGGGCCGCACAGAGGAGCCUCGGCCCCUCCCUGAGCGGGGCCCUGGUGCGGCUCUACGGGACCAGGGGACCCCUGGCCUGAGGGGACACCCCAAUGUCACCUCAAUGUCACCUCAAUGUCACCUCC
Molecule: messenger RNA, 1413 nt
Organism: Catharus ustulatus (Swainson's thrush)
Lineage: Eukaryota; Metazoa; Chordata; Aves; Passeriformes; Turdidae
Gene: MUS81
Product: MUS81 structure-specific endonuclease subunit
Biological process (GO): DNA catabolic process; mitotic intra-S DNA damage checkpoint signaling; double-strand break repair via break-induced replication
Cellular component (GO): Holliday junction resolvase complex; nucleus
Molecular function (GO): DNA binding; crossover junction DNA endonuclease activity; 3'-flap endonuclease activity
Source: RefSeq, a predicted model, not a curated record